Mya arenaria is the source of this 1164-nucleotide messenger RNA. RefSeq lists its product as uncharacterized. NCBI's taxonomy places the organism in Eukaryota, Metazoa, Mollusca, Bivalvia, Myida, Myidae. The transcript has a single exon. The record is from RefSeq and is a predicted model, not a curated record. The coding region runs from base 1 to 1164 and encodes 387 amino acids.
AUGUCAUUCAAGCACAACAUUAAUAUUUGUUUUAUAAACUAUACACAUGGUCCAUCGCCAACUACAGCACCAAGGCCACCGGCGCCCACAACAACACCAAGGCAAUCACCGGCAACAACAGCACCAAGGCCAUUUCCGCAAACAACAGCAUCAAGGCCACCACCGCCAACAACAGCACCAAGGCCAACACUGGCAACAACAGCACCAAGGCCACCAACGCAAACAACAGCACCAAGGCCAUCACAUCCAACAACAGCACCAAGGUCACCACCACCAACAACAGCACUAAGGCCACCACCACAAACAACAGCACCAAGACCGAUUAUGCCAACAGCAGCACCAAGGCCACCUACGUCAACAACAGCCCCAAUUAAGGCCACCACCGCCCACAACAGCACUAAGACAACCACCGCCAACAACAGCACCAAGGCCACCAAUGGCAACAACAGCACCAAGGCCACCAAUGGCAACAACAGCACCAAGGCCAUCACUGCCAACAAAUGCACCAAAGCCACCACCGCCAACAACACCAAGGCCACCACCGCCAACAGUACCAAGGCCACCACCGCCAACAACAGCACCAAGACCACCACCGCCAACAACAGCACCAAGGCCACCACCGCCAACAACAGCACCAAGGCCAACAGCACCAAGGCCACCACCACCAACAACAGCACCAAGACCACCACCGCCAACAACAGCACCAAGGCCACCACCGCCAACAGUACCAAGGCCACCACCGCCAACAACAGCACCAAGGCCAUCACUGCCAACAACAGCACCAAGGCCACCAUCGCCAACAACAGCACCAAGGCCACCACCGCCAACAACAGCACAAAGGCCACCACCGCCAACAACAGCACCAAGGCCACCACUGCCAACAACAGCACCAAGGCCAUCACCACCAACAACAGCACCAAGAUCACCACCGCCCUCAACAGCACUAAGGCCACCAAUGCCCAUUACAGCACCAAGGCCACCACCUCCAACAACAGCACCAAGGCCACCACCACCAACAACAGCACUAAGGCCACCACUGGCAACAACAGCACCAAGGCCAUCACCGCCCACAACAGCACCAAGGCCACCACCACCAACAACAGCACUAAGGCCACCACCGCCCACAACAGCACCAAGACCACCACCGCCCACAACAACACCUAG